Molecule: messenger RNA, 656 nt
Organism: Cotesia glomerata
Lineage: Eukaryota; Metazoa; Arthropoda; Insecta; Hymenoptera; Braconidae
Gene: nanos
Exons: 3
Coding region: 51-572 (173 amino acids)
Biological process (GO): oogenesis; negative regulation of translation
Cellular component (GO): perinuclear region of cytoplasm
Molecular function (GO): mRNA binding; zinc ion binding
Source: RefSeq, a predicted model, not a curated record
UAAAUAAAUAAAAUAAAUUUAUUUAUUAAUAAACUAAGAAAGGUAUCAAGAUGAUGCAAGUUCAACAAGCGUCGUUAACUCAUCGACUCCCGGUCCCGAGGAUCGUCAACGGGUUGUAUCCUUACAAUCAAAGCCUCUACGACGAACUUCUUAGAUUGUUUGCUAACAAUCUUCAUGUCGAGCCUCAGCGUCAACUUGCAGAAGACAUAAUGGCAGAUUUUAGAUCUAACGGCCGGGACUUUGAAUACUGCCCUGAGUUAGAGAACGGGGAAAUUCCCAUAGUAAUUAAUCGCCGAAAAAAAAACAACAAACCACUGCCUACUGAGUGCGCAUUCUGCAAAAAUAAUGGCGAGGAAAUUCAAUUUUACAAGCAGCAUAUUUUGAAAGAUUUAAACGGGCGCACUGUCUGCCCAAUAUUAAGGCGUUACACAUGUCCAAUCUGCGGUGUAAACGGGGACCAAGCUCACACUAUUAAAUACUGCCCUUUGAACAAAAGUCCCGAGCCAAUUCCUCUAACGAACGCGAUGAAGAGGCAAGUCCGCAACUCUGCCGGCAAGACUCGUUCCAAGUAAUCAUUCUCACUCUAUUUUCUACAUACAUACAUACAUACAUAUAUAUGUAUAUACACACUUUUUCGCUUGCAUACAUACAUAUAU